This is a messenger RNA of Amoebophrya sp. A120, 3318 nucleotides long. The record is from the annotation of a GenBank genome assembly. Lineage: Eukaryota; Dinophyceae; Syndiniales; Amoebophryaceae.
ACCUAAAAUCAUUUUCGUUGUCAUAUUCUGUAUCAUAGGGGAUUUGGAUUUUUGUCCUCAGAAACAGAUCGAAUUCCGGAUGAACAUUUUUGAGCAUUGUUUCCACGAUCUCUGGCUUCUAUAGAUUCCACCUGCAUAUCCAUGUCGAACGACGAUGUUUCUGUACUACGUCGGAGCUUUCUGUACUACGUCGGAGCGGGCGACGUUUUUAUAAUAUCAUAAUGCUGCACUACUUCAUUUCGACGGUGGAGGGAUUGGGAGUCCUCCACUGCGGGCUUCAGCCUACAGGUAACUCUGUUGCUUCGCCCUCACAACCAUUCGACACAGUAGUGGCUCACUUCUUCUCGACGAACAGGCGUGGUGUCUGGGCACUCUGGCAACGGGCUUCGGUCUCGACCCUGUUGUGUGCCAGCGCUACAACUCCAAACUUUGCGCCCCGAGCCAUCUGAGUGGUUUGACACGCAUCGCGGUGUAGUAGCUAGUAUGUUGCGUUGUCUCUCCAUCGGAAAUCACGACAUCAAGUGAAGACGCACAGCAAGCGGACACAACUACUGCCGCGGAUCCAGCGAGCCACUACAAUCAAGCGGCCUGCGACACCAUGGGGGCGUUUGCAGUACAGACCGGCAGUUGGGCUUUGAGCAAGGACCGAGGAAGACAUCGCCCUAGUGGUUUACAGAUCUGCGGUUUUGCUUGGCUAGUCAACUGCGAAAACAUGUCCUAUGGUUAGCUUAAAAGAGAGAAUAGCUUAGUAGUUAGAAGCUGACUGUAGUGGUUUCCUCCUCCUCCUCCAUGUCGAACGACGAUGAAAACUAAAACCAUGACGUCGGCCUCAAUCUGUCUGUCUCAAUGGCAACAUCCUUGCGCGUUAUUCUUAUUUGCUGAAUGAAGCCGUUUCCGCGCAAACCAAAAAAACGAUCCGGGGAAGGAGAGGACGCCGACGGGGGAGCUCCGCUGCGUGGCCCGCGGGAGGCAGAUGGGGUACUAGAAAUUCCAAAAAUUUCUUCCUUAGUAUCGAUUUUUUAGUUCCUCGUAAUAAUCCUAAGAGUGAGUUUCAUUUUCUUACCUUCCUUCGUAACUAACUACACUGGCGCAGCGCCGCGUCAGUAGUUUCUUUGACCGUAAGGUGGACCACAACCCGCCUGCCGCGCCCUGCGGGUGCAAGAUGAACGUGACCUCUUGGUUGCACACCCGAAUGACGAGCUGUGCAUGACUUUUGCUGAUUUUGUAUGAUAUUGGGGAACAAACUACGCUAAGAAAUGAUUUCUACCUCUUCGUUCAGGUGGUCCUGCGCGAGCGAUCCGGGGAGACCUCCACUAGUGCCACUAGUACCCGGGCGUCCUCCACCUCUAAAGCCCAACAACCAGUAUCGCCACAACAUGCAAACCACGGACUUCCAGUGCAGCCGCAAUCCCAACCCGCUGGGACGACAGGCAGCAACUCCAGUGGCAGCAACCGUUCGCGGUCUGAACAGCAAGAGCAGGAUGUUGCCGCACGGAGUCUCCUAUGAAAUGCAAAAGUAUCGUACUAGUAUAAACUGCAUUACAAAAUUCCUUAGCAUAACAAAUGGAAUUUGUCAUGCUGUUUUAGCUUAGGAAGGCGAUUUGUCAUGCAUAACUGUGAUUACUACGAGUGCGAUAGUUUUGCACAGGAUAUCUCCGCUUGAGUUUGGCGGGGAUCGCACUGCCCGGGGCGUAUCAACUGUAAAAAUGUCUGGGUCUGGAAGAACGCAACUUGUGAUGCUGCGUUUCGAUGCCUAAAAAAUUUGUGUUGCAUGAGCAGCAAACAGAGUCUAAUUUUUGCUACACGGAGAGGGCAUUUGUCAUGCGGAAUGGGCAUCAAGACUCCCUCAAAAAACCUGUGAUGCUAGGGCAUGCAUUACAGGCACCAUGGGUCAUGAGAAAUAUGCAUGACAAAUCUUGCAUUCUUCCAGACCCAGACAUUUUUACAUUUGAUAGGGCGGUAGUCAAUACCAUACUGGAAGAGGACGAACAAGAAGUCUUUGAUCAGCAUCAAGUUGGCGGCCGAGCGUCCUCUCGCGGCCCGGGACGAACCUCAUCAAGAGAUGAGCUUUUGCAACUAGAGGCACAACAAGAAAUAAUAGCCGACAACGAUAGCACGCGGCCGGAGCCACCGGAAGACCACGGCGAAGAAGUGGCGUCUUCGUACAACUCCGCCACGCACGGGACUUCCGGCUUUUCCCCCGUUGCGGAUACAGCGGCAGCGACGAUGACCUUCGAGACCCUCCACGGCGAGUUGCAUAACGUAGAAGUUUUCGACCACUUUAAAAAUAUUCCGCCAAAUGGCCGCGGUCCUCGUCCUCCAUCAUCCCCGAUCCUCGUUUCCGAGAGCCGCAGCAACUCGCGCGAGCUUUUGGUCGGGCCGCGGCACGUGAGCUUCAAUCCGGAAGGCCCGACGACCACGGUGGUGCCCGUCGCGGCGGAGGACGAGGAACGGCAGAGGCUGCGUGAGGGCCUGGGACAGGGCACGACAGCAGGAGGUCGCGUUUGUUCUAGUGAUAGGAGUUCUGGGUGGACGCCGGUUGGAGCUAUGCGAGUGCACAAGAACUCCCCCUCCCCCUCGUCAUUUGUAUGGCAACAUGAACAGCAAUACAGGCACCAGCUCAAAUGGAGCCUGCGCAAGACAAAUCUACACACGGAUUGUAAAGCUGUUUGUGGUUCAAAAAUUUCUCAUGCAACUGACUGCGCUUACAGGCAAAAUGUGGAUUUGGAUUUUUGCAUGACAAUGAGAUAUGAGGGGGAGGGGGAGUUGUGCACUCUCAUAGAAGCACUAGUCGGUGGAUCCUCAACGCCGGAGACGAACACGAAUAAGAAAAUGACCUGGCGCCAGCCGAAUGUGGACCUGGUGCAGCCGCCGCACCCGCUGGUGUGGUGGGUGUGCCAGCCCUGUUGCGUGUACCGCGAGCACGGGUGUGAAGAGCCCUUCACGCUCGGCAUGGCCUGUUUCUGUUGGUUUCUUCCCGUGACAGAGCCGGAGAAGAUGGUAUUGCGGAACGACUCGCUGAAGAUGAGAGGUAGUAGUAGUUCCCCGGGGGAGCGGGACCGCGAGCGCCUGUACCACGGACCAUACCGCUGGGCGUGGAACGAAAAAUCGUGUUUUUGCCCCUGCCUGUACCCGUGGGAGCUUCGGUUCGACAGGGAUAAAGCCCAGGAAAUCAAGCGACUCCGAGCGCAGGAGGAAAACAUGCGUCCUAGUUUCGAAGAUCGGCAGAAAAAUAGCAUUCACCGCGAGGCAGAGCUGCGGAUGAAAAACAUGAAGGCCGCGCCAGCUGGUGGUCCACCGCAGCAGGUCAUGGCGUGA